AUGCAAGCUCGAGGUCGGUUGUCUGAAAUUACAAAUAAAGCGCCCCUUUUGGAUAGCAUAGGGCAGCAAAGACGCAUCGAUUACUCGAUUGAAUGUCUGCCGGAACGAACUCUCGGUGAACCGAGACGAUAUGAGGCUGAUGAAACGGUGAAUCACGGAAUUAUUACAAAUUGUCCCUUCAAUUUGGACGGCUUUCCGGAUUUGGCUACAUUCAUCGCGUUUUGUGAGCGUGUCUAUGAUUGGCUGGCCAUGGAUCGAAAGCACACUGUCCUCCUUCAUGCAGAGGCGGGGACAGCUCAUAUUCGACUUUUACUCCUGUGCCAAGCACUGGCAUGUUACUACAACAGUUGCGAUAGACGAGAUCCCACGACAAGCAGUAACCUGCAACAAUAUGUGAAAGCCUACCCGAACGGGGUUGUCCGCUCUCCAAUUGCUUGGCUAAGUACUUUUUCCAAACCAUCUGUAAAUGGAAUUAUGCUUUCAUUUCAUGCACCCCCGGACUCUCCAACUGGUGAUCACGGUCUCUAUCUGGUCGGUGAUAUUGCUAUUCUUGCAUAUCAUUGUCGACCCUAUCCUGCUCAACGAUUACGCUUGUUCCGACUCCAUUUUCAUUCGUGUCAAGCAAUCGCCGAUUCCCUUUCAUUCCAACACGACGAUUUUGAUGACGUCUCCGAUGCAUUCCCAUCUUCCCUCCGCCUCCAGUUAUACAAUGUCAAACGUGCCACUUCCAAAGCGCGCGGUCUCGAACUGCGUGAGGAGAUUCUCACCAAUCAGAAAGAAAAAGGCGCACCUCGAAAUCAAAUAAAGGGACCGCUGAGUGCCGAUGACGCUAUCCGAAUGAGUGACUCGUUGGAGAAUCUGGGUUCAAUUACCACAACAACCACAAUGCCGGCGUUCAGUGCCAAAGGCAGAACUGUCGAAUUUCGCUCGUAUGCAUCCAGAUUGAGACGAGACAUGCCUGCGUUAUCGCGAAUUGACCAAUUCACCUUGUCUUCAUCGACGGGUAGACAUUUGCGAUUUGCCUCCCAAUCCGACUCCGAAAUGAUUUUACCCCCACUCUGCGAAGAUUCUGAAACAGACGACGGUGCGUCAAUGGAUGAGGCAGAGUCGAUAGCUCAAUUGCAUAAACGCCGUGAAAGUGAUGACAAUAGUUCGCUUCACAAGCGUAUUCUCAAGGCUCUGUUGAAGCCACCUCGACUAUCGAAGAAGAAUACCGGGGUCGACGAGCCAUAUGAACGCCAGUUGAUGCCUCCACCGUCAGAAUCUGUGGUAAUUAAAUCAACCAAAAAACGCCGCACGAUUGUAGUCGGAAAAAAACUAAAACAGAUUUUUACUGGCAGCACAAAAGAGACUACAAGAUCAACGGGAUCAUCGGGUACGCGUACACCAAGCACCGACUCUUCAUCGGAGACGAAUUCGUUCUGCUCCCUACCUGCUCCGUCUAGACCACCACCACCGAGACGUCCCCCACCACCACGUCCUCCGCCACCUGAGUUAGAGCAGGGGGCCUUGGUGGCAAACAGGGCAAUGAAAACAAACGCUGCAGUUCGUGGAACAGCGACUGCAAAGCUCGGUCCACCACAUAAAGUACGCAAGAUUGAGACUGUGGACGGGACGAAUGAACAAGUGGUUGGGCCCAUGAAUCCCGUUUGCAUUCCAGUCUACUCACGUGAUCAUGACACUACAAGUUUGCAAAACAUUUUGUUCGUGAUGCCUCGUUGA
Molecule: messenger RNA, 1722 nt
Organism: Echinostoma caproni
Lineage: Eukaryota; Metazoa; Platyhelminthes; Trematoda; Plagiorchiida; Echinostomatidae
Source: the annotation of a GenBank genome assembly